Messenger RNA from Pseudogymnoascus verrucosus, 1693 nucleotides. RefSeq lists its product as uncharacterized. The transcript is spliced from 4 exons. Gene Ontology annotation, molecular function: oxidoreductase activity. NCBI's taxonomy places the organism in Eukaryota, Fungi, Ascomycota, Leotiomycetes, Thelebolales, Thelebolaceae. The coding region runs from base 257 to 1648 and encodes 463 amino acids. The record is from RefSeq and is a predicted model, not a curated record.
CGAACAGUGUUUGGUACCAACGUCUAUGUCAGGCGCCGCGGUCUAAAUCCAGCUCGUGGGAGGAAAUUCCUUCGUCAUUCAACCCCACGCCUCGGGCCAUGUCUCCAUAUCCAAAUGUAUUAUGCUUCUAUCGUGAUUUGAAGCCUGUAUAUGUUGCUUUCCUAUCGCUGUGACAUUCAUAUGGUAGUUUUUUAUAGCCAUUAUAUACACGCUCUAUUGAUAGCCUCUCUCCAAAUCCAUUGAUAAAUUCGACACGAUGGUUCCAUCAUCAGAGAAGGAUAUCCAUGAUGUCUGGGGUUACAAGUAUGAAUGGACCGACCUGCAUAUGACGGAAGAGCAGCAGAUGCCCCUCAGGUACUCAUAUGACACCCUGGGAGAAGAUGUGUUAGCGCGUGUAAAGGACUUGCAGAUGAAAAAAGCGGCUGAGAAUGGAGAGGCGGUUGGCAAAGGUGCCCCCCGGAAAAUGGACUUGUAUGAGUCGCUCAAGUCCAUCGCCUUGACCAAGGAGGAUCCGGUUGUCACGAAAUUUUGGGAAGACGUGCACACUGUGCCCGAAUGGGUCGAUUGGGACCAAAUCAAGCGCGGACAAGAUGUGUUCUAUAGGUACGGUGAGGCUGCGAUGACCGGGUUGGCCUUUUCGAGUCUCCUGGGGGGAAUGGCCGCCGCUCGAAUUGUUGAGACGCUGGCGAGGACAGGAGGUUUUGCUCCAAGGGUUGCCAGGAAUCGAAUGUUAGAGACAACCCAGUUUGUCCUGCAGGUUACCAACUCUCUGGAAUCCGUCCAGCCGGGUGGUGACGGACAUGUAUCCGCCAUCCGCGUGCGCCUCCUUCACGCCAUGGUCCGCAAUAAGAUUCUCGCCAUGGCGAAAGAAAGGGACGACUAUUAUAGCGUAGAGGAGUUCGGAACACCAAUCAACGACCUAGAUUCAAUUGGCACCAUAUCAACGUUUUCCGCUCAGCUUAUAUGGAUUGCAUUGCCCGCACAGGGCAUCUACAUGAGAGAGAAUGAAAUCGAAGAUUACGUUGCAUUGUGGCGUUUAGUGGCGUACUAUAUGGGUACCCCCACCGAUGUCCUGGAGACACCAGCGUCGACCAAGGCGAUUAUGGAAAGUAUAUUGGAUGCAGACCUGAAGCCGAGCAACUCGAGCAAGGUGCUUGCAGCCAACAUCAUCCAAGCCCUCGCAGACAAGGCCCCUACAUACCCUUCAGCAGAUUAUCUCCGAGCCCAGGCUCGCUGGCUCAACGGCUCCAGGCUGUCUGAUGCGCUAGAAAUCCCCACAUCCUCCUAUCUCAGCGUGACAUUGGUCAUGGUUCAGUGUAUCGUUAUUUGCGCGUCAAGCUAUAUCUACCGAUCAAUUCCGAUCCUAGACAGGUGGAAGGUGGAGUACAUGCGAAAACGGCUCUUCUAUGUUCUUAUGGAAGGCAAGCACGGCAUGAAGGGGAAGAAGACAAAGUUCGAAUUGCAGUAUAUUCCUGGAUUCAACACCGUUACGGAACAGGGCGAAGUUGCCAGAGGCUUGUCGAUUGGAAAGGCAGGCAGCCGAGACACGAGGAAUCUCAUCAUAUUAGGAGUUCUCAUAGUUAUUCUUGGCUGUACGCUGUACUUUUGGUACAAGAUGGCCUUGAUGGCAUUGCAUUGGAUACGAUAGAAUUUUGUAUCCGUAGUUAGAUGGCCCCUAUGAUAUUAGAUUAGA